Diaporthe amygdali is the source of this 1506-nucleotide messenger RNA. RefSeq lists its product as uncharacterized. The coding region runs from base 1 to 1506 and encodes 501 amino acids. The transcript is spliced from 4 exons. The record is from RefSeq and is a predicted model, not a curated record. Gene Ontology annotation, molecular function: heme binding; iron ion binding; oxidoreductase activity, acting on paired donors, with incorporation or reduction of molecular oxygen. NCBI's taxonomy places the organism in Eukaryota, Fungi, Ascomycota, Sordariomycetes, Diaporthales, Diaporthaceae.
AUGGCCAACCUCCUACGAACUGGCGAUGUCUCAUCUGGAGGUCUCAUACUUGCAGGUUUUAUUGCAGCUACCUCUUGUGCGGCUGCGCUAUAUGUGUUUGGAAUCAGCAUCUACCGGCUGUUUUUCCAUCCAAUUGCCAGAUUUCCUGGCCCUAGAUUGGCUGCCCUCAGCGAUCUCUGGAUGCAUUGGACAACCAUGACGGGCCGCCAGCAUAUGAUAAUCUUGGACUUACACCGGAAGUAUGGGGACGUCGUCCGUGUUGGUCCAAACGAGCUCUCCUUCUCCUGUGUACAAUCGUUUCGAGAUAUCUAUGGGCAUGCCAAAUCACCAGAAAAGCGGUUCCUUAAGACCGAGAUGUACGAUAACGGAGAGCCGCCUCGUGUUUCAACAGCGCGUGAUCCGGCGCUCCAUGCACAGCAGCGCAAGACUCUCUCGAAUGCCUUCAGCGCAAAGGCCCUUCGUGAUCAAGAGAGCGUCAUCCAGAAGUACAUUGACUUGUUCGUCGACAAAUUGGACCAGUGGGGCGACUCGGGAAGGAAAGCCAUCAACAUAACGCCAGCAGUGAACUGGUUAAUGUUUGACAUCAUAGGGGACCUGUCAUUCGGCGAGUCAUUCGACAGCGUGGCUGAUGGCAAAGAGCCCUUCUGGAUCUCAAUGUUCAUGGGCGCCCUAUACUUUCCAUUGAUCAAGAGGAUCGGAAAGCAAUUUCCCCUGCUUAAGCUUGUUUUCCCGAUAGUCAUUCCAGGAUUGCGCGAGCAUGCGAAGAACCUAGAAACCCACAGGCAACUGGCGCGCAAGAAAGCGCAACGCCGUAUCGAGAUGGGUGACAUGGGACGCAUAGAUUUCUUCAGCCACAUCCUCAAGAGGGGAGCAUGGGACGAUGACACAAUUGCCAGUCACACACAGUUGCUUGUUAUCUCGGGCUCCGAGCCGAUCGCCACCGCCUUGGCCGCAACAAUGUACUACCUGCUAAAAAACCCCGAAUGCCUCGCCAAACUGCAGCACGAGAUCCGGAGCACUUUUACAUCUGACCAGGAGAUCACGGGAGAGACAACUUCCCGGCUGGAAUAUCUCAACGGCGUCAUUGAAGAAGGCAUCAGGCUCUUCCCACCGUCUGUCGUUGUACUUGCGCGGUAUUCCCCUGGCGCCACCAUCGGCGGUCAUUACGUUCCUCCGGGUGUGUCCGUAUUCAACAAUGGCUAUACAAUGUCACGCGAUCCUCGAUACUGGGAAAAACCCGAGGCUUUUCGGCCAGAGCGCUGGAUUGGCGACAGCCGUGACGAGAGAAGGGCCAGCCAGCCUUUCUCUACAGGACCGCGUGGCUGCCUCGGCAUCAAUCUGGUAUAUCUAGACGUGCGGCUUACAAUGGCAAAGCUCGUCUUGCAUUAUGACUGGGAAUUGGAAUCCAAGGAUUUGGUCUGGGAGCGCGAUGUUGUAUUGCAAGGGGUUUGGAAGAAGCCAGCGCAGUGGAUCAAGUUCCACAGAGUGACUACAUCGGUUUCUUGA